GAAUUUAUUCGCAUUUGUGCUUCACAGUGAAGCGGACGUUAAACGCGCAAGCUUUGAAAUUGAAUUUAAAAUAUAUGCAGAAUUAAAUUAAACUGCGACGAAGACUUUUUUGUUUUUUUUUUCUGUUUAUUAUUAUUGCUGGAGCCACGAAGAGUAAAGAAAAUAAUAAUAAAUAAUAAAAAGAACAAACGUACCAUUUGUGAAAGACAUUGUUGGUAUUUUUUAAAUUUCCAAAUUUCAUUCGAACAAUUAAAAUUCGUUAGAAUUUCAUUAGAAAUUUUUAUGUAGCAAAGUGCAGACAAGGUUUCAAUGGAUUGUUUUUCAAAUGCUAUGUGACAAACAAAUGGAAAAAUUAUAUGCUUAUGGAAUAAUACAAAACAAAACAGUAAUUAAAGUGAAACAGCGGACAAAUAUUUUUUGUAUAUAUUUUAGUUAAAAACUGACAAAUUGAAAACAAAUAAAAAAUUAAGAAAUUAAUUUUGAAACUGCAAGCCGAUUAAUAUAAUUAAAAAUAAAAUACAGCUUAAACCAAUGCACAGUAUAUACUAAAAAAUUGUGAAAUUAAAAAAUAAAGAAAAAACAUAAAUACUCGUGGUAAUUUAAUUAUUAAUGAAAAAACUAAACCACACAAAUCACAUUCAACUAAUUAGACCGUGAAAUUUACAAUAAUUAACAAGUACACAAAAUAUGUUAAAAUAUCGACAACCAAGCCUUAAACCUAAUUAUUAUGCAAAGGGUGUGAUUGAAUGCAUAAGCAUUUUAUAUAAGAAAAAUUCACAUUAGACAUUUGUAGAGACAGAAAUUGACCGCGAAAGGCAAAUUUUACUUAAAACAUUUGUGCUUUGUUUAUUUUUCACUUUUUCUAAACAAAAACAAAGUUCAAAGCCUUUUAAGCACAAUACCAACAAACAGUUUAGUAUAUUUUUCUAAAUUGUUUUUGCAUAAAAAGAAAUAAAAAACCAUAAUAAUUUGUAUAAGCGUGCAAUGUACCGAUAAAAUCACGAGUAAAAGAUAAAAAAAAAACACAGAAUAAAAAAUAAAAUUUAUUUACAAAAAAAGUGCAAUUGUAUAAAUAUAUGAAAUCGACAAUAAAUAAGUGCUGAAAUUUAAAACCGGCUAAGAUUGUAUGUGCGUGUGGGAAGCUGUAUAAAAUAUUCAAAUCUUAUCUUGCAAAAGAAAGUAAAACCAGAAUUCUGAAUGCUGCUUUGUAAUCUUAAACUACACACCACUCUACAUAAUUACAUACAUACAUAUGUCUAAUGCAACGUUUUGAAAGCACAACACGUUCCACCGAAAUGGUAAAUUGAGCUAUAAAAAAUUUUUAAGCUAAGCACACAAAACAACAAAACAAAGCGAAAAAUUGUAUGCAGCGCUGGAAAAAUAACAUUCCAAUCAUAUUACAACAAUAAGAACAACAACAAUACUCUUCAAAUAAACAUAAAUAAUACCUAAACAAACAAAAGAAAUCAUCAACAUUGCAACGAUGGAAAACACCGCCUGUCUCAAGCCAUCGAAAGAUGUCGAAUUUCAAGAUGUCUACUAUACCGUUAAGGAGCGCAAACACUAUAUUAAAGUCACUGGUACUCGUCAAAUAUUGCGCGGUGUCAGCGGCAGCUUCCGCAAUGGUCAAUUGUCGGCAAUUAUGGGCCCUUCCGGUGCGGGCAAGAGCAGUUUAUUGAAUGCUUUAUCGGGUUUGCGAACAUCCGAUGUACGUGGACACAUAAAAAUUGAACGCAAAGGCUCCUGCUACAUCACACAAGAGGACAAUCAUCAGACACUGCUCAGCGUUGAGGAGUUAAUGGCGCUUAGUUGCAAUCUAAAAAUACCCUACUCGAAACGUAAAGACGAGCUAAUCACAGAGAUACUCGAAAACCUUCACCUAAAUCAUCGACGUGACAUUUACGCUGAGAAACUAAGUGGCGGUGAACGUAAGAGGCUCUCAAUCGCCUUAGAGCUCGUGGCAAAUCCAAAAAUAUUCUUUCUGGACGAGCCCACCAGCGGCUUGGACGAAGUCACCGCCGCACAAUGUAUACGUUUACUCAGCAAAUUGGCCAAGGAGGGACGCACUAUCGUCUGCACCAUACAUCAGCCGUCGGCGACGAUUUUCAAUUAUUUCGAUAAUAUCUUCGUGCUGGCCAGUGGCCAAUGCGUCUAUCAGGGUCAACCGAGUGCGGUAAUACCAUUUUUACGACAUGUGCAUAUUGAGUGUCCCAAAUAUUAUAGUCCAUCGGAUUACAUCAUUGAGCUCUGCGACGCCGAUGAGGGCAAGCUUAUACCAGUGCUGAGUGAAUUAACCGAUAAUGGCAAGUACAUUUACGCGCCGCAACAGCAACUGCAGCAACAACAACAACUCACUCAGCAAAUACAACUCAACGGUUUGGGCAACAACACAGCCAAGCAACGUUCUAGGGAUUUCCAACAUUCGGUGCGUACUUUCUUUGUGGAGGAGCCCAAACGUAGCCGUUUGCAACACCUGCUAUCGGCUGGCGGAAAUUUCUCUUCAGAUGGCUCGCUUAUCGGCGGUGUCACGGCAUUUUAUGAACAUUUGAAGACUUUCACGAAACUGCUGGACACCGAGCAGGAGGACACCUCGAGCUUACAUCAGUUUUGUGUACUCAUCAGAAUGAUGUCGGUGCGCAUAGUACGUGCACGCAUUGCGCUGCUCAUACAAUUCCUGCAUCAUGUGCUGACGGGCCUCUGUUUCGGCUUAAUUUUUCUGAAUCUCGGCAAUCAGGGCUCGCGUAUGUUUGAUCAUUUGAAAUUCUGCAUUGGCGUGAUUGUAAUUAUCUCAUACACACAAGUUAUGCUGCCGAUAUUGAGCUACCCCAUGGAAAUCAAGAUCGUUCGUAAGGAGACCUUUAAUCGCUGGUACAAAUUAACCCCCUACUACAUGGCCUUGAGCUUUUCACGCUUGCCUUUGCAGAUUAUUCUGAAUAUGAUAAUGCUGACGAUCAUUUAUUGGAUGAGUGGCUUGCCACCGCAAUUGUGGCGUUUUGGCUUAUUUGCCGGUAUUGGUUUAAUGACAUCGUUGAUAGCAGAGGGCAUGGGCUUGGCGAUAGGAAUGACUUUCAGUAUAACGAACGGCAGCGCAGUUGGACCUUUAACGAUUGCUCCCCUCAUGGGUUUGGCGAUUUAUGGUUUCGAUUUUGCUGCACAAAUUCCAUACGCUAUGAAUCUGCUAAUGAAAUUCAGCUACAUACGUGUCGGUGUUGUGGCGUUAAUACUUUCCGUUUUCGGUUUUGAUCGACCAGAAUUGGAGUGCACGGAUAUGUAUUGCCAUUUUGGUGAUCCGAGAGUUUUACUCAAAUUUCUUGAUAUUGAACACAUGUCGAUGUGGUAUCUCUUCUCCUUACUCACGGUACUUAUGCUCUUCUACAGAGUUUUAAUGUAUUUGAGUUUGCGCAGACGUUGUGGCACAUAAACGAUUUGUAAUGAAGUGUUAAUUGUUGAAUGUAUACAUGUAUGUGAUUAAUAGUGUUAAGUGGUAAAGUUAGGAUUAAGUAUACAAUGUACAUACAUAAAUGGGCUGGUGAAUGGCGUAAAAACAAAAAUAAUAAUAAUUUAUGCACAUUUUUAUGUAAAUAUGUAUAGUAUGUAAGUGCAUACAAAGCAAUUAGUAAGCAACUUUAUGCUGUGAUAAAUGAUAUUGUGUAAUUAUAAUAUAUUUUUUUAUAGGUUUAUAAAGGAGUUUAGCAUUUGUUUUUUUAAAAUACAUAGACAGCCAUGUAGUUUUGAUAGGUGACACUUUAAAUAAAGUGGUUUAUAUGAUCGAA
Molecule: messenger RNA, 3773 nt
Organism: Ceratitis capitata (Mediterranean fruit fly)
Lineage: Eukaryota; Metazoa; Arthropoda; Insecta; Diptera; Tephritidae
Product: ATP-binding cassette sub-family G member 1
Exons: 9
Coding region: 1484-3421 (645 amino acids)
Cellular component (GO): plasma membrane
Molecular function (GO): ABC-type transporter activity; ATP hydrolysis activity; ATP binding
Source: RefSeq, a predicted model, not a curated record